AUGAGCAGUUUAAUCAAAGUGGUAACGGUGAGUACAAAACCAUAUGAGGGGCAGAAACCAGGUACGAGUGGUUUACGUAAGAGAGUCCCAGAAUUCCAGCAAGAAAAUUAUACGGAAAAUUUCAUCCAGUCCACAUUGGAUGCUGGUUUAGGUGAUGAAAAAAAGGGUGCAACUUUAGUAGUUGGAGGUGAUGGCAGAUAUCUCUGUCCAGAAACCGUCAAUAUUAUCAUUCAAAUGGCUGCAGCUAAUGGAUUGCGUAAACUCAUUGUUGGGCAAAAUGGCUUCCUCAGUACACCAGCCGUUUCAUGCUUAAUUAGAAAACGUGAAAUAAACGAUGGUAAUUUGAUCAAUGGCGGUAUCAUUCUAACGGCCAGUCACAACCCCGGUGGUCCUAAAGCAGACUUUGGAAUAAAAUUUAAUUGCGCAAAUGGAGGUCCGGCGCCCGAGAAAUUGACGGAAGCUAUCUAUGCGGUGAGCAAAAAUAUUUCGAAAUACUAUAUUUGCCAUGAUUUGCAUGCUGACUUCACUAAAAUUGGAAAGACUGACUAUGAUAUUGAUGGUUAUGGUAUUUUUACGGUGCAUGUUAUUGAUUCGGUGAAAGACUAUGUUCAACUAAUGGAACAGAUAUUCGAUUUUUCAAAGAUGAAAGAAUUGCUUAGUGGUCAAACUAUGGGACAGUUCAAUGUGUUAAUCGAUAGUUUAUAUGGAGCUACAGGACCAUAUGUAAACACUAUUUUAGUAGAGAAGUUAGGUGUGGAUCCAAAGUUCAUGUCUCACACAACUCCAAAACCUGACUUUGGUGGUGGUCAUCCGGAUCCGAAUUUAACUUAUGCAAAACAGUUGGUUGAUACGAUGAAGAAAGGCGAGCAUGAUUUUGGUGCUGCAUUUGAUGGUGAUGGGGAUCGAAAUAUGAUUCUUGGCAAAAACGGCUUCUUUGUGACGCCUAGUGAUUCGCUUGCUGUAAUUGCUGCAAACUUGAAGUGCAUCCCUUAUUUCCAGCAAAACGGCAUUAAAGGUUAUGCAAGAAGUAUGCCAACGGCCGGAGCAGUAGAUCGAGUGGCCAAAGAAACAGGUUUGCCGAUGUAUGAAACUCCGACCGGAUGGAAAUUUUUUGGAAAUCUUAUGGAUGCUGGUAAACUAUCGUUGUGCGGCGAGGAAUCAUUUGGCACUGGCUCUGAUCAUAUAAGGGAAAAGGAUGGUAUUUGGGCUGCACUUGCGUGGUUGCAAAUUUUGCAAGAAAAGAAACAGUCGGUUGAAAAUGUUGUUAAAGAGCACUGGUCGAAAUAUGGCCGAAAUGUUUUUACGCGAUAUGACUAUGAAAAUUGCGAUGCAUCUGGAGCAAAUUUGAUGAUGACAUUCAUUGAAUCCCAAAUGCAAGCAUUCGUUGGUCAAAAAUUUACGGCAAAUGAGAAAAGUUUCAUUGUCAAGUACGCUGACAACUUUGCCUAUACUGACCCUGUGGAUGGUUCUGUUUCACAAAAGCAGGGUAUACGCAUUUUAUUCGAAGAUGGCAGCCGUACGGUAUUCCGUUUGAGUGGUACUGGUUCACUGGGUGCAACAAUCCGCUUAUAUGUUGACUCAUUUAUUGAUGCAUCAGAUAAACAACGGCUUUUCCAAAGUUCAGAGGAACUUUUGAAGCCUUUGGUUCUCGUAGCUCUGCAGAUAAGUAAAUUGGAACAUUUCACUGGCCGUGACGCUCCAACAGUUAUUACAUAA
Molecule: messenger RNA, 1716 nt
Organism: Brugia pahangi
Lineage: Eukaryota; Metazoa; Nematoda; Chromadorea; Rhabditida; Onchocercidae
Source: the annotation of a GenBank genome assembly